Molecule: messenger RNA, 1007 nt
Organism: Solanum stenotomum
Lineage: Eukaryota; Viridiplantae; Streptophyta; Magnoliopsida; Solanales; Solanaceae
Exons: 2
Coding region: 138-893 (251 amino acids)
Source: RefSeq, a predicted model, not a curated record
AAUAUUGGGACCUUAACUAACAAAUUAGAUUUAUUAGUCUGAUUAUUCCCAAUUCCCAGAGUAUAGUUGGAGAAAAGUUAAGAAUGGUGUAGUAGAUAUUUCAUCAUUCAGUCACCGGCGAAUUUGUUUGUUUUCCGAUGGAUGAAGAAAGAGCAAUUUCUGUUUAUUCUCCGAUGAAGAGCAAAAUAUAUGUUCGUUUUCCGAUAAACGGAGGAGGAGAAGAAAUUGUCGUAUCUCCGCGGAGCCGAGAUGAUAUGACAGUAUUUGAGAUUUGGGGAUGUAUUAGUUGUGUAUAUAAUGGUCGAUUACUUCCGGAGUUGUUGUGGUGGGUUUUUAGUAGCUUUCCGCCCUAUAGUUUGAGUAUUGCGUUCAAUUAUUUCAUGCCUAUUCCCAUUCAUAUGGUAGUAAUCUUCUGUGUGGCCAACCUUUUCUACAUUACACUUCAAGCCAUUGUCCUGCUCUACCCUUUGUUGAACAAUUAUUGGUAUCCCUACAAAACUCAAUUCCGAUCAAUGGGUCCCAAAGGGAAAUUUAUGAUCGACUUCAUUCCCGCUCUAACUGCUGCAGCUUUGAGUUUCAAUUUGUUGAAUGAUGCGGACGAUAAGGGGUUAUGGCACUUUCUAGAGUUUAAUUAUGGAUAUAUCUUUCUGCUGUUUGGCUGCACGGGAUAUUUCUACCUUAUUUCUCACUUUAUGCAUAGAGCGUAUGAUAUUAGUGGAAAAGAUGUUAUGUUGGGAUUAGCAAUGCAGGUCUUUUGCUUUAUGGUGAAGGGGAAAUUGUUUGUUAGAGUCAUCGCUUUGUGCUUCUGCUUUGGUAUAAGUAUCUAUAGAUACAUGACAUAUUCCGCUCCUCCUGCAUUACCUCCUCGUCCCAAGAUGGAAUCGUCUUACUGAUCUGAAGGGUUUUAGCGGAAGCCUUUCAUAUAACUUCCUUUUUUUUCUGUUGUUAUUUUGGACAUACUCUAAUUUAUUAGAAUGCCUUUAAUUUUCAGUAAUGUUCUCUCUUUA